Messenger RNA from Postia placenta MAD-698-R-SB12, 420 nucleotides. RefSeq lists its product as hypothetical. The record is from RefSeq and is a predicted model, not a curated record. The transcript has a single exon. The annotation marks the transcript as partial. Lineage: Eukaryota; Fungi; Basidiomycota; Agaricomycetes; Polyporales; Adustoporiaceae.
GGCGCCACGCUGCUGGCGGCGGCCUGUCGCUCGGAAAGGCGCUCGAUUGAGCCCAUGAGUGCCGUGUUGUACAUCGCCGGGACGUCGGGCGUGGACGCUCGCGAAGACAUGUUCGGAGACGCGCGUGAGUCCGCGCCGUUGAGAGUGACGGAGCGGGAGGAUGCGGCGGAACUGACAGACAUAGGUGUAGGCGACCGGGGAGACAUAGCCGCCGGCGAAGGCACCUGGGGGCUGCGCUGUCGUUCCGCGAGUGGGCUCCUCGCAGACGACGGCGGUCGAGCGACUACAGGCGGGUCCGCAGCAAGCGUGGGACUCAUAGUCCUCGAGGAUUGCGGAGGCGAAACCGGAGAGGUGGGUAAAGACGAGUCGAAGAGCACAUGCGUCGGAGAUAUUGGGCUGAAGGGAAUGAACACGUUGGAC